Molecule: messenger RNA, 1146 nt
Organism: Geodia barretti
Lineage: Eukaryota; Metazoa; Porifera; Demospongiae; Tetractinellida; Geodiidae
Source: the annotation of a GenBank genome assembly
AUGCCAUUUGAGAUCGCCAUCGACCAAUCCGUUCUCGAUGAUUUGCAGGUGCGUCUGAAUCAAACGCGAUGGCCCGACGAGGUUACCGGUUCAGCGUGGGGCUACGGCAGCAAUCUCGACUACAUGAAAGAACUGGUGGAAUACUGGCGCACCAAUUUCGACUGGCGCGCACAGGAGGAGAAACUCAACGCCUUCCACCACUUCAAAAGCAAGGUCGACGGUCUGGACAUCCAUUUCAUUCACGAACGCGGCGUCGGACCCAGUCCGAUGCCUCUGGUUAUAACCCACGGUUGGCCCAGCUGUUUCUUCGAGAUGACCAAAAUAAUACCGCUGCUGGCCGACCCGGCCAGCCACGGCGGUGACGCGGCAGACGCCUUCGACGUGGUCGCCCCGUCCCUGCCAGGCUUCGGUUUCUCCCAGGCGUCCAACGACCCCGGUAUGCAGGUUCAGAAGGUCGCCGACAUGUGGGCGACACUGAUGACCGAAAACCUGGGUUAUCCUAAAUUCUCGGCGCAGGGUGGCGACAUAGGCUCUGGAGUGACCUCGCGCCUCGGAUAUUCGCACCAUGAGAAAAUGUAUGGCGUCCACCUUACGUCCGUUACCCGGCCCACUCCGUAUCUGGGACCUGGUUCCCGACCGCUCACCGAGGCUGAAGACGCCCUCGUAACGCAACGGGACAGAUGGUUCCUUGACGAGGGCGGUUACAACCACAUCCAGGGCACAAAACCUCAAACCUUGUCCUACGGCCUCAAUGAUUCGCCCGCCGGUCUGGCCGCCUGGAUCAUCGAGAAAUAUCGCACCUGGAGCGACUGCCACGGCGACAUUGAAAGCCGCUACACCAAGGACGAGCUACUCACCAUAGUUACGAUUUACUGGGUAACCAACUCCAUCGGAUCAUCGGUGCGCAUGUACAAGGAAAACCAGAGUUCGCUGUGGACGAUGGCCGAAAAUGAAAAGGUGCCGGCUCCCGCUGGAAUGGCCAUGUUCCCCCAGGAAAUCUCCAGGCCACCACGAGAAUGGGCUGAGCGUUCCUACGACGUACGUCGCUGGCAGGAGAUGCCUCGGGGCGGCCACUUUGCGGCUCUGGAGGAACCCCAACUGUUGGCCCACGAGGUUCGCGAGUUUUUCCGUCCACUUCGCGAUUGA